UUUGACAAAUUGAUUAAUUUUUCUCUUUCUUUUCAUCUUUUCAGACUUCAUAAUCUGAUUGAGCAUCUCCAUCGCCAUCGUUUUACACGCUCUUCCUAAUCCUCAUCGCCAGCAUCUUUUAUUGUAAACACUUGGAAACCCAUUUCUCUGGAAACCCAUUACCAUUAUUAUUACUUCCAUCAUCAUCAUCAUCUUUCUCACUCUUAUUACAGCUUAAUCUUCUAAAUAGCUUAAUUUAUUUGAUUACUGGUUUCAUUCUGCCUUUUGGACUCGUUAACAAUCAUCAUCAUCAUGUAGCUAUUUCAAGAAAUUUCAACAUAUUCACUUAAAUCACUUACUCUUUUACUCACUUCACUUUCACACCAACAUUUUAACAAAAAUCAACAGGAUUGUGUAUCAUCAUCAUCAUCAUCAUUAUAAUUAUUAUUAUUAUGGUAAAGACUAUUGAAGUUAAUAACUAGUAUACGAUAAGAUGAAUUUGAUGGGUUCAGAGCCAACUAUUAAUAAUUUUAAUCUGGUUAAAGGACUGGUUGGUUAAUUGGAAAAACACUGUGAACCCGAAAGGCAAUCAACAAAAUCAUCAUCGUCAUCGUCAUAAUCACCAUCAACAUCAACAUCAUUAUCCUUGUGAUUAUUGCUCAACAUUGACUAAUCAGGAACUAACAUCCAACAUUCAAUUUUUUUCACUUUCAAGGUCAGCCUGUUAUUUUUAAUUCAUGGUAACCCUGGAACCAUGAAAAAGGUUAAUCACAGUUAUUACUCAUUAUGAGAGACAAAAAAAAUAUCAACAAGAUUUUCCAAAAGGAAAACAAAAAUCUGCAAACAAUUAACUCAAAGGAAUCAACUAAAUAUAAUUUACAAUUACACAAUCAAAAAAAUUUUCACAGUAUCUACCGUAUACAUAACCCCUUAUAUAAUAUUCUGGGGAAAUACUACAAUUCAUUUUCCAUUGAUGCAAAUCUAAUCUUAAUAACUAAUUAGAUUAUGAAUAUUUUGAUCAGAUGGGCACAGUUAACAUAAUAUAACAAUCAAAUGUUUCAUAAAGACUAACAAUUAACAAGAUAAUGUCAAUGAACAAGCUGAUAAAACAUAAAUCAAAAUUUUCAAUCCUGGGUUAAUAAUCAUCAUUGAAACGUUUAAUCAAAGAAGAUUAAAUCAUGAAGAGAUAACCAGACAAAAUGAAUCAGUUAUAAUUACCACAAUUAACCAGAUAUGAAAAUUAAUCAAGUUGUUUACUCGCUGUUUGUUUAUUUUCUCAUCAAUUUUAAUCAGCACCUUUACACUUCUUCUUAAUUGUGAUCAUUAAUUCAACAAUUAGCAGUCGCCACCUACCGUAAUUAACUAUUUGAUUGUAAACCAUUUUAAUCAGUGACUCAAGUUUUUAUAUUUCUAUUCUUAUAUAAAUAUCUUGCUGUUCAAUUUAACCCAUAAAAGACCAGGAUAGUAAAAGAAUCAACAUCAUCUUGAAGACUUUUACUUUAAUUGUAAUUGAAAUUUGAUUUCUUCUCAUUAAUUCCUGUUUUAUCAUCGAUCAUCAAGUUACAACACAGUUAAUUAAUUCUCUUUUUUAAAUUAUCUUCCUUUUUCCCUUUGCUUGCUUACAGAAUAAACAACAACAACAUCGAUCAACCGAACUGCUGAAAUACCCAAUGGCUAAUAAACAUAAAGAAGGAGCAAAUUUAACCAACAAUUACCUUAAAUCAAUGGAAAUUGAUCAUCUCUACCAUUUAGGAUUAAUUAAAAAUGGUGACAAUUUGGAAAAAGCCUUCGGUGAUGUGAAGUUUAUUUGUACCGGCGGAGCGGCUCAUCGUAUGGCUCUUUACGCUUCAAUGAUGAAAACAAUGUUAAACAUUCCCGGUGAUCUGGUUGACCUUUCAGCUGAUGGUCAUCGUUUUAGUAUGUACAAAGUUGGACCAGUAUUAUUUGUAAAUCAUGGAAUGGGAAUUCCAUCACUUUCAAUUCUUCUUCACGAAUUAUUCAAGCUCGUCACUUAUGCCAAAUGUAAGGAUGUUGUUUUCUUCCGUCUUGGUACCUGUGGAGGCUUAGGUAAAGCACCGGGAACCGUAAUUGUAUCAAAAGGUUGUGUUGACAAUCAAUGCCGUCCGUUAUUUCAAACUGUUAAAUUGGGUAAAGUGAUUAACAUGGAGGUUAAUUUGGACAAACAAUUAGUAGAAAAUUUGAUUAAUUUUGCAUCGGCUUGUUAUCCAAAUAUACCUAUUGAAUCGGGUAUUACAAUGGCCACUGAUGAUUUUUACGAAGGUCAAGCUCGUUGUGAUGGCGCUUUCUGUGAUUACACCAAGGAAGAGGCAGCAAUUUACUUACAAUCAAUUGCCAAUCAAGGUGUAACCAACAUUGAAAUGGAGGCUACAUGUUUCGCCGCCAUGUGUACCAAAGCUCAGAUCAAAUGUGCCAUUGUCAAUGUUAUUCUGGUCAAUCGCUUAGAAGGAGAUCAAGUCGAUGUGGACAAAGAUACUUACAAAAAUUUUCAAAUCAGACCAUUUACAGUAAUCAGUAAUUACAUCAAAUCUGUAAUUAAUAGUUCCUGUUGUUAAUCUUUCACCAGUUAAGAAAUUGAGCUUACAAAAUUUCAAAAUACAAUUGUUUUAAAUGGUCUUAAAUUGUGCACAUAAUUGCCAAUUGUUGAAGUGAGAGAGAAAUUGAUUUUCCACCAAUUUCCUCCAUUGACAAUAUAUUAAUAUAUUCCUAAGUUAUUGCUAAUGAUGCUUUCGAUGGACCAGUAAGAUGAACCAAGACGGAUAAAGAGAAAUCAAAUAAAUAAUUGAGAUUAAAAAAUUUA
This is a messenger RNA of Panonychus citri (citrus red mite), 2797 nucleotides long. RefSeq names its product uridine phosphorylase 2-like. Bases 1650 to 2552 code for a protein of 300 amino acids. The record is from RefSeq and is a predicted model, not a curated record. NCBI's taxonomy places the organism in Eukaryota, Metazoa, Arthropoda, Arachnida, Trombidiformes, Tetranychidae. The transcript is spliced from 5 exons. Gene Ontology annotation, molecular function: uridine phosphorylase activity. Gene Ontology annotation, biological process: uridine catabolic process; nucleotide catabolic process. Gene Ontology annotation, cellular component: cytosol; cytoplasm.